Abrus precatorius (Indian licorice) is the source of this 1470-nucleotide messenger RNA. RefSeq names its product chorismate mutase 1, chloroplastic-like. Lineage: Eukaryota; Viridiplantae; Streptophyta; Magnoliopsida; Fabales; Fabaceae. Gene Ontology annotation, biological process: chorismate metabolic process; aromatic amino acid biosynthetic process. Gene Ontology annotation, molecular function: chorismate mutase activity. The coding region runs from base 215 to 1159 and encodes 314 amino acids. Gene Ontology annotation, cellular component: cytoplasm. The transcript is spliced from 6 exons. The record is from RefSeq and is a predicted model, not a curated record.
AGUGUUUGGUAUCUUCGCUCUCACACACACACCCACGCCAACAUUCCACCCACUCUCCCACCUACCAAUUCUCUUUUCCCCUUCAUUUCUCACCCACCAACCGUUAUAGCCGCCAAUGCUUCAAACUCUCUUCAUUUUUCUUCUCUCUCUUAGCUCUUCUUAUGCUUCCUCUCUCUCUCUCUCUGCCAAAUUUCUUUAACUUUCUCUCUCUUCAAUGGAAACCAAACUUCUAAGACCCACCUUCUCUAUUCCUUCAAGACCCACUUCCUCUUUUCAUCUCACACCUCAUAGAACGUCACUUCCCUUCAACCCCAAUUCCCAUUUUCCCCAAAAAACCAAUCUUUCUCUUCCUCCACACGCCACUUCCUUUCGAUCAGUGCCAAUAAAGAAAAGGAUUGAUGGGAGUGAAAACCUGACCCUUGAUCAUAUAAGACAUUCUUUGAUUCGUCAAGAGGACAGCAUAAUCUAUAAUCUCUUGGAGCGAGCACAAUACUGUUACAAUGAAGAUACAUAUGACCCUGAUGCCUUUUCUGUGGGUGGAUUUCAUGGCUCGUUGGUAGAAUACAUGGUCAGGGAAACUGAGAUGCUUCAUGCCAAGGCGGGAAGAUACAAGAGCCCUGAUGAGCAUCCAUUCUUUCCAGAUGGCCUACCUGAACCAAUGUUACCACCUUUGCAAUUCCCUCAGGUUUUGCAUCCUAUUGCUGAUUCAAUUAAUAUAAAUGAUAAAGUAUGGGGUGUAUACUUCAGAGUUCUGAUACCACAAUUAGUCAAGGAAGGAGAUGAUGGUAAUUGUGGAUCCACUGCUGUUUGUGAUGUUAUGUGCUUGCAGGCCCUCUCAAAGAGAAUCCAUUAUGGAAAAUUUGUAGCUGAGGCAAAAUUUCAAGCUUCUCCAGAUGCAUAUAAACCUUCCAUUAUAGCACAGGACAGGGAUAAGUUGAUGGAACUGUUAACAUAUCCUGAAGUUGAAGAGGCAAUUAAGAGGAGAGUUGACAUAAAGGCCAAGACUUUUGGGCAAGAAGUGGUUAUAAAUAUGAAGGAACAGCGAACCGAGCCGGUGUACAAAAUAAAUCCAAGCUUGGUUGCUGAUCUAUAUGGUGAAUGGAUCAUGCCAUUGACAAAGGAAGUUCAAGUUGCAUAUUUGUUGAGAAGGCUGGACUGAACAUAACACGUACGUUUUCAAUUACAAUGUCCAUAUGGUACUUAUUUUCCAUGUUAUGAUUCAUGCAAUGGAAAGUCUCUGAUGUACAAAAUGAUUCACUUUCUGUGACUCAUGAUUAUAAAUUCUAGCUUUUGUAAUUAACAUAUUAGGAAGUUGUGUUCUUAUGUACUGAUUCAUGGUGUCUUUUUUAUUUUUAUCUUGUGUUGAUUUCAUUUGAUUUCAUUUCAUUGUAAACUUGAAUAUUUUUAUUAUAAUUGUAAAAGGAAGUGAACAUUGGAAUGUUAGAUGCUUUAAGUUUCAAUAAUUUUCUG